AUGUAUUUUGCAGCAAUUUUGCUAUGUCGUGGGGAUAGCAUCGCGUAUGAUUUCUACCUCGUCUUCGAUAUAGCCAUAGGUGAAACAGGCUACCGAUUGUUUAAUGGAACUCAUCAGUUUGGAUUCGAUGGUACUGUUGACGGCUCAAAUGGUGUGGUAGUGAUGGUGGAAAAUGGAAAUAUGUCAGGACUGCGAGAAUGCUGGCGAAGUCAGUUCAUAGGUUACACGGGGAAGUAUCAUAUGGUCAUGCCUGUAGAAAUGAUAGAUCGUUCCACCGUUAGAGAUAUUUUACAAUCGGAUUGCUUGGCUGGUAUUAUUGCGUACAAUGUGUCACAAAUAAACCAAACCAAGCCUCUUUCUCACGAUGCCGCCUGCCCAAAUCACAUGAGUGGCUUUCCGAAGGAUGGAUGUGCCUACAAUACCUGGAAUGAGGAAGGUGCUAUCUUACCUGAGGGCUUGCGGAAUAUUGACUGGCACAUACAGUUUCUUUAUAUCUAUAACCAAACUUAUAUCGACGCUCUUAGAACGUGUUACGAACUGUUCAAUCACCCUAUCAACGAAUGGUCAACAGUGACUUUUCCGUUAUGUGGUGCGUCAUUCGGCACAUUCAAUAGAGCUGCGGGAUCGUCUGAAAUUUGUAUGCGGAGGAGCAGGCUGUGGUCAGAAUAUAUCGCCCACUUCACUGGCAGUCCCUUUGCUUUCUGUUCACCUUUGAUGGGUCUCAAUGUUAUUGCCCAUCUUCCUCCGACGGUGCAUAGUAACAAGAAAUCUGCCACAAAUAACGCAACCAGCUCA
This is a messenger RNA of Ostertagia ostertagi, 795 nucleotides long. Lineage: Eukaryota; Metazoa; Nematoda; Chromadorea; Rhabditida; Trichostrongylidae. The record is from the annotation of a GenBank genome assembly.